Molecule: messenger RNA, 2616 nt
Organism: Balearica regulorum gibbericeps (East African grey crowned-crane)
Lineage: Eukaryota; Metazoa; Chordata; Aves; Gruiformes; Gruidae
Gene: NDST1
Product: N-deacetylase and N-sulfotransferase 1
Cellular component (GO): Golgi apparatus
Molecular function (GO): heparan sulfate N-sulfotransferase activity; hydrolase activity; deacetylase activity
Source: RefSeq, a predicted model, not a curated record
GCCCGGCGGGGUAUCCGGCAGCUCUCUCCGCAGGUGGUGUUGCUCCUGCUCUUCGUCUUCUGCCUGCUCAGUGUUUUCAUCUCUGCGUAUUAUUUAUAUGGGUGGAAAAGGGGCUUGGAGCCCUCCGGGGACGUUGCGGGGCCGGACUGUGAUGAGCCCAAGGUCGCCCCUUCCCGCUUGCUGCCGCUGAAGGCGCUCAAGGUGGCUGACUCGUCCCGCACCGACCCCUUGGUGCUGGUCUUCGUGGAGAGCCUCUACUCCCAGCUGGGCCAGGAGAUCGUGGCCAUUUUGGAGUCGAGUCGCUUCAAAUACAGGACAGAGAUUGCCCCGGGGAAGGGGGACAUGCCCACGCUGACUGACAAGGACCGGGGACGCUUUGCGCUCAUCAUCUACGAGAACAUCCUCAAGUAUGUCAACCUGGACGCCUGGAACCGGGAGCUGCUGGACAAGUACUGCGUGGAGUACGGCGUGGGCAUCAUCGGCUUCUUCAAGGCCAACGAGAACAGCCUGCUGAGCGCCCAGCUGAAGGGCUUCCCCCUCUUCCUCCACUCCAACCUGGCGCUGAAGGACUGCAGCAUCAACCCCAAGUCGCCCUUGCUGUACAUCACGCGCCCCAGCGAGGUGGAGAAGGGUGUGCUCCCCGGGGAGGACUGGACCGUCUUCCAGUCCAACCACUCCACCUAUGAACCGGUCCUCCUGGCCAAGACCAAAUCGGCCGAAUCCAUCCCACACAUGAGCGUGGACGCAGCGCUGCACACCACCGUGAUGCAGGACCUGGGCCUCCAUGAUGGCAUCCAGAGGGUGCUUUUUGGCAACAACCUCAACUUCUGGCUGCACAAGCUGGUCUUCGUGGACUCUGUCUCCUUCCUGACGGGCAAGAGGCUCUCCCUGCCCCUCGACCGCUACAUUCUGGUGGACAUCGACGACAUCUUUGUGGGCAAGGAGGGCACGCGCAUGAAGGUGGAAGAUGUCAAGGCACUGUUCGACACGCAGAACGAGCUGCGCACCCACAUCCCAAACUUCACCUUCAACCUGGGAUACUCAGGGAAAUUCUUCCACACGGGUACUGAUGCCGAGGACGAAGGCGACGACCUGCUGCUGUCCUACGUGAGGGAGUUCUGGUGGUUCCCCCACAUGUGGAGCCACAUGCAGCCUCACCUCUUCCACAACCAGUCGGUUCUCGCUGAGCAGAUGACCUUAAACAAGAAAUUCGCUGUCGAGCAUGGCAUCCCCACUGACAUGGGGUACGCUGUGGCCCCCCACCACUCGGGCGUGUACCCCGUCCACGUGCAGUUGUACGAAGCUUGGAAGCAGGUUUGGUCGAUCAAAGUGACGAGCACAGAGGAAUACCCCCACCUGAAACCAGCUCGCUAUCGUCGUGGCUUCAUCCACAAUGGCAUCAUGGUACUCCCCCGGCAAACCUGCGGCCUCUUCACACACACCAUCUUCUACAAUGAGUACCCCGGUGGCUCCAGUGAGCUGGACAAAAUCAUCAAUGGGGGUGAACUGUUCCUGACCGUGCUCCUCAACCCUAUCAGCAUCUUCAUGACCCAUCUGUCCAAUUAUGGCAACGACCGCCUGGGCUUGUACACCUUCAAGCACCUGGUCCGCUUCCUCAACUCCUGGACCAACUUGAAGCUGCAGACGCUGCCGCCUGUGCAGCUGGCACAGAAAUACUUCCAGAUCUUCUCUGAGGAGAAGGACCCGCUGUGGCAGGAUCCCUGUGAAGACAAACGUCACAAAGACAUUUGGUCCAAAGAAAAGACCUGUGACCGAUUCCCAAAGCUUCUCAUCAUCGGGCCUCAAAAAACAGGAACGACCGCCCUCUAUCUCUUCUUGGGGAUGCACCCGGACCUGAGCAGCAACUACCCCAGCUCAGAGACCUUCGAGGAGAUACAGUUCUUCAAUGGACACAACUAUCACAAGGGCAUCGACUGGUACAUGGAGUUCUUCCCCAUCCCCUCCAACACCACUUCCGACUUCUACUUUGAGAAAAGUGCCAACUACUUUGACUCAGAAGUGGCUCCUCGGCGAGCUGCGGCCCUGCUCUCCAAGGCCAAAGUCAUCACCAUCCUCAUCAACCCUGCAGAUCGAGCCUACUCCUGGUAUCAGCACCAGCGAGCUCACGAUGACCCAGUUGCCCUGAAAUACACCUUCCACGAGGUGAUCACAGCAGGACCCGAGGCUGCUCCGAAGCUCCGGACCCUGCAGAACCGCUGCCUGGUGCCAGGCUGGUACGCCACCCACAUCGAGCGCUGGCUGAACAGCUACCACGCCAAUCAGAUCCUGGUCCUGGACGGCAAGCUGCUCCGAACGGAACCCGCCAAAGUGAUGGAGACAGUCCAGAAAUUCCUCGGUGUGACCAACUUCAUCGAUUAUCACAAGACCCUGGCGUUUGAUCCCAAGAAAGGAUUCUGGUGUCAGCUUCUGGAUGGAGGGAAAACAAAAUGCUUGGGAAAGAGCAAAGGGAGGAAGUACCCCGAGAUGGAUUCGGAUUCGCGCGCCUUCCUGCGGGACUAUUACAGGGACCAUAACAUCGAGCUCUCCAAGCUGCUGUACAAAAUGGGGCAGACGCUGCCCACCUGGCUGCGGGAGGAGCUGCAGAGCACCAGGUAG